UAUUGUUUACUCCUUCAUAACAACAACAUUAUCUCUUUGAUACAUUUUUAUUAAAUAUAAAAAAACGUUUUGAUAAAUAAAAUAAAUAACGAGAAAUAAUACAUAAACAAAAGGAGGGAACAAAAAGAGUUAAUAUGAGUGAGAAAGAAAGAAAAUACAGAAAGUGCACUUAGCAGAGAAUGCAAGUCGAGAUGUCAGUGGAAAUGGCUCAACUCUAAUGGGAAAUUUAAUACAAAAAUCAAAAAUGUCUAUGCCAAAUCAGUGGAAAUUUUUAGCUGUAAUUAAAGAUUUUUUAAAUAAAUCCGCGUACGAGAAGAAUUUACAACUAAUUAUAAAUAAGGAUUGGAUUGAUUUCUUUCAUAAAUUAACUUAUUCACAAAUUGAGAGUAUAAGAAGAUUUUCAUCAAUUGAACAAUUGAAAUCCUUUUCAACUAAUAAUGAUGAUAAUAAUAAAAGUAAUGACAGUACACGGAAGGUCGUUGUUGUUUCCCUUGAUGAUGAGAAAAGUGUUAUUCAAGAAGAAAAACCAGUUGUGAAACAACCAAUUAGUCACGAAUUGAAAACACCAAAACAUGAAGUGAAACAACAAAUUAGUCAAGAAUUAAAAACACCAAAACAUGAACUGAAGAUGUCAGAAAUAUUGCAAUCGAUUCCAGUUGAAAAAGACUUUAAAGAUCAUAUUCUUUCCAUCCCACAAAUUUUAUUGGCUCUCAUGCCAAAAUUAAGUAGUCAAAAUAAAGUGAAAACUUUCUCGAUUCCAAAAUGGAAGACAAAUAUGUAUAAAAAUGUAUCCAAGCACAGUAUUCUUUCGAGAACAAAACACGUUUUAAAUAGUAUUGCAACUGCUGAAUCGUAUCCGUCAAAAUGGAGGAGAGUUGAGGAUUUAUUAGUACAUAUCGAUCAGUAUCCCGAAGCUCGUUAUCAUGCCAUUAAAGAAGGUGGUAUUGGAAUUUUAUUAAGAAUGCGGCAAAAUACCAAUGACAAACAAGUUAAUGAUUCGGUUCGAGAAGCUUUAACCGUUUUGGGCCACGUUGAUCCACUCCCUAAUCGAGGAAUCAGAAUUCUCUCAAUUGAUGGCGGUGGAAUUCGAGGAGUUAUGGUCGUUGAAAUGUUGAAGAAACUCGAACAAUUAACGGGAAAGAGAAUUUACGAAUUAUUCGAUUAUAUUUGUGGUGUCAGUACUGGAGCAAUUCUCUCAUCAGUAAUUGCGACUACAAAAGAUAAUGGGGAAGGAGGGGCGAAAAUGAAGACCUUAGACGAAGUUUCGGUACUUUAUAAAGAUUUGAGUACACAAAUUUUCACUCAAAGUCCAUUGAAAGGAACAAGUGGUCUUGUGUGGAGUCAUGCCUACUAUGAUACAACUCUUUGGGAAGAAAUGCUGCAGGAUCAAUUAGGCGACAAGGAACUUAUCAAAACAUCGCGUGAGCCGAUGACACCAAAGUUUUCAACGGUAUCUGCCGUUGUUAAUCUUGAGCGAGUUUCGGCAUUCGUCUUCAGAAAUUAUACACUACCUCAUGGAGUGGAAAGUCAGUAUAUGGGAUCUUACAAACAUAAAUUGUGGGAAGCUGUGAGAGCUUCAGCUGCUGCUCCAAGUUAUUUUGAAGAAUUUAGAAAAGGAGAUUACCUUCAUCAAGAUGGAGGAAUAUUGGUAAAUAAUCCAUGCGCUGUUGCCAUUCACGAGGCAAAACAAUUGUGGCCGAAUAAUCCAAUUCAAUGCGUUGUUUCUUUUGGUACUGGGCGAACUCCUUGCUUUACCAAUCCCUGUAACGAAGAUGAAAUUCAAGAAAAGGGAAUUGCAGCCUCCAGUUGGAAGGAGAAGUUCUACAAAAUUCUCGACAGUGCAACAGAUACAGAAGCGGUGCACAUUAUGUUGAACGACCUCUUGCCAGAUCACGCCUACUACAGAUUCAAUCCCUAUUUAUCUGAAAUGUUAACAAUGGUUGAAAUUCGGCCCAAUAAAAUCGAACAAUUGGAGCAGGAUGUCGCCAUGUACAUUCGAAGAAAUGAAGAAAAGUUUCAGCAGGCAGCUGAAGUUUUAGUGCAAACAAAGCCAACGAGCCAAAAAAUUCAAGAUUGGGUGAGAAUGCAGAAGAAAAUGUUUAGCAGAUAAAUGAAAACAAAAAAUUCUUUUCUUUCCGCAAAAAUAUUUUGUACAUUCCAUUUUCUAUUUAAUCUAUUCACUCAAAAUUUUUUUUUAUUUAGAAAUUCUUCUAAAUUUUAAAAACUGAUAAAUA
Messenger RNA from Leptopilina heterotoma, 2234 nucleotides. RefSeq names its product calcium-independent phospholipase A2-gamma-like. Gene Ontology annotation, cellular component: membrane. The coding region runs from base 218 to 2110 and encodes 630 amino acids. Lineage: Eukaryota; Metazoa; Arthropoda; Insecta; Hymenoptera; Figitidae. The transcript has 9 exons. Gene Ontology annotation, biological process: arachidonate metabolic process. The record is from RefSeq and is a predicted model, not a curated record.